ACCCACCCUAUCAUCAGCAAAUCCAUUGAACUAGCGUCGAGUACUAUAUCUCUUUCUUUCCCACUUCCUUUUUGUCUGUGAAAAGUCAACAAAAUGUCUAAGAGAGGACGAGGAGGUACCGCCGGAGGUAAAUUCCGCAUCUCGCUUGGUCUCCCAGUCGGAGCUGUCAUCAAUUGCGCCGACAACACAGGAGCCAAGAACUUGUACGUCAUUGCCGUCCAUGGAAUCCGUGGUCGCCUCAACAGACUUCCCGCCGCAGGCGCCGGAGACAUGUUUGUGGCCACAGUGAAGAAGGGCAAACCAGAACUUCGUAAGAAGGUAAUGCCAGCCGUGGUGAUUCGGCAGAGAAAACCGUUUAGGAGGCGUGACGGCGUUUUUAUAUAUUUUGAGGACAAUGCGGGGGUGAUAGUGAACAACAAAGGAGAAAUGAAAGGCUCUGCUAUCACCGGCCCCGUCGCGAAGGAAUGUGCUGACUUGUGGCCGCGUAUUGCGUCCAAUGCCAGUUCAAUUGCUUGAAGUCUUAUCUAAUAAUAAAACCAUUCUAUAAAAACGGA
This is a messenger RNA of Hermetia illucens (black soldier fly), 554 nucleotides long. RefSeq names its product 60S ribosomal protein L23 (gene RpL23). Gene Ontology annotation, cellular component: ribosome; cytosolic large ribosomal subunit. Gene Ontology annotation, biological process: translation. The coding region runs from base 94 to 516 and encodes 140 amino acids. The record is from RefSeq and is a predicted model, not a curated record. Gene Ontology annotation, molecular function: structural constituent of ribosome; large ribosomal subunit rRNA binding. The transcript is spliced from 4 exons. Lineage: Eukaryota; Metazoa; Arthropoda; Insecta; Diptera; Stratiomyidae.